Messenger RNA from Triplophysa rosa, 2528 nucleotides. It is a transcript of the gene nppcl2, whose product is annotated as natriuretic peptide C-like 2. Gene Ontology annotation, cellular component: extracellular region. Gene Ontology annotation, molecular function: hormone activity; hormone receptor binding. Gene Ontology annotation, biological process: receptor guanylyl cyclase signaling pathway; cGMP biosynthetic process. The record is from RefSeq and is a predicted model, not a curated record. The coding region runs from base 1733 to 2122 and encodes 129 amino acids. Lineage: Eukaryota; Metazoa; Chordata; Actinopteri; Cypriniformes; Nemacheilidae. The transcript has 3 exons.
GUUUUGGGUGCGUGUGAGGGUGUUGCUUAGCGAUGCUCUUCAGUGUGAAAGAUUUGUCUCCUACGUAACAUUCCAGAAACAAACGUGUGUGUGUGUGUGUGUGUGUGUGUGAUGGAUGUCCAGAGGUCAGAGGUCAAGCUGUCAGUCAGCUCAUGUUUUCUUCUGCAGAGCUGUGAUGUUUCUUCAUUCACUUCAACACUGAGCUGCGUGUGUUGAGAUCCUCCGCUGACGCUUUUCUACUCGUCUGCAUUUAUUUGCUGUGAUAAAACAGCAGUUGAGCUUCUUGCUGUCAACAGCGUCUGAACUCAUUUAUCAACUGCAGACACUGAUCUUCUCAACCACUGUAGAUAUGCUGGGUAUCAGUUAUUGAUCAAGUACAUAAUCCGUGUUGAAAAUCUUACCCUGAUUGAUAUUGAUUUAUAAACCGGGCUGUUGAGUUCGAUGUCAUUUGAUUUCGACACAUGUAAUGCUGGGUUUUGUUUGACUGACAAAAAGAGUCAAAAUAUAGAAACGCAAAGAAAUGAGUUCAAUUGUAAGUGUGUUAGUGUGAAACAGUGUUGGGUGUAACUAGUUACUAAGUAAUUAGUUACUGUAAUUGAAUUACUUUCCCUUGAAAAAGUAAAGUAAGGGAUUACUCUUAUUUUCUGUAAUUUAAUAGUUACUUCUGAUGUAACUGAACUAAAUACUGUGUAAUAUAUUAAAUAAUGGAAACAUUCAAUGUGGAAUUGACAUCAAAAUUCAAAGUCUAACUUUAAAAUGUAUGCUUUAAUGUGUCUUUCUCACAUUUGUAUACUUUAGUCAGUUGAUAAGAAUAAUUUAUGUAGUUAUUUAUUAUUUAUUUGAAUGAAUUAAAUGAGAUGUUUCAUGUCUAUCCUUGAAUCAAUUCUAAUCAAGGUUGAUGUAGGGUACAGAAAGUAAUUAGUAAUAAGAGAGAGUCAUUUGUACAGUAAUCUAAUUACACUAUUGAAUAUGUCAUUAGUAACUAGUAAUUAAUUACUUUUUCAGAGUAACUUACCCAACACUGGUGUGAAAGGCCUGAAAUGCAUCACAGUGGCUCAAAUCACUGAAUCUUUUUGUUUGUUUGUUUGUAUGUAAUGUAAAGUGUGUCACAGUGAUUUCCAUGUUUCUGGCAGAUUGAGUGAGACAGUCUGUGUCGGGGUUGAAAGGCCGGUGACCGGUGGUCAUUGCUAAGGAAACUCUCAUCUGACGUGGAAGUAUUGUGUCUGCGCUCUCACAGGAGGAAAUAGUUCCCGAGUGCUGCCUGUUUCCAGGGGAAUGUUUUAUAGGGGGCGGAUCCUAGAGGGGUCGGAGGUCAUGUCAGUCUGUUACCGAGCAGCUAUAAGCCAUCGACCAUUCGAUGUGCACAAAGCACAAAAAUGAGACGCCUGAUGGAUGUUUGUUAGAUGUGAAGUCCGUCACACACUCUUGCCGCUUCUGUGACUAUCAGACAAAUGCAAAAGUAAAGCGGGUGUGUAAUGAGACAUGACGUCCAUGUGAGUGACGGAGGGCCGGCCGUCUCUCAGGGCGACAUUCUGCUAUGUGUGACAUCACAGCGACGAGCUUUAUAACAGCGGCUGUGACACCUGCUCCGACAGAGACCCGUCCUGAAGUCAUACAGGACAGAACCCAACUGCAGGAAAACCUCACGACAACGUGUUUCAAACCGCUGGAAAGAUAUUUAUUGUCUGAUUCGAGUCUGUUUUGGUAAUAGCUUCAUUUGACCCAAACAAGGAUGGCCUUUUCAUCUCCUCUGAGCUUUGCAUCUUCUCUUCACAUCGCUUUCCUCCUGCUCCUCAUCGUCACCGUGGCGACGCAGGUGGAGGGUCGGCCAUCACGGCAGCGAUCGGACUCUCAGGGGUUGCAGGAUUUGUUCGGGGUAAAGAUCAGCUCGCUUGUGUUGGGACCUUCAGAAGUCAGCGAGGGUUCAGGCAACAGCGUCCCUCCCCUCUUACAGGCCGGGCGUGGCUACGGGGUGGAGUCUCCUCAUGUGGCAUCACGUGCGUUCCUGGACUUCCUGCGGCGUCAGAGGAAGGCGCGCGGGCGCACCAGGAAGGGUGUAGCGCGUGGAUGUUUCGGCAUGAAAGUGGACCGGAUCGGGGUCAUCAGUGGUCUGGGCUGUUGAUACAUACAGAUGAUUCACCUGCUCAGAAGACCAACACACUCUUUCUGUUCUUCAGAUGGGACCACAGACUCAUUUCUGUUGUUUCAACAAAUAUUGGAUUAUUUUCUGUCCAAAUGGGCAAGACACAAACUCUUACAAACUUUACACAAUCCAGACAUUGGUCUGGUGUCUUUGUAUUUUUGACAUUCUGAGGAUUUCUCAGGAAGUGUGUGUGUGUGUGUGUGUGUGUGCGUGCGUGCGUGCGCAUGUGUAUAACCCCUGGCUCAUUGUCCAGUCAGUGUUUAUUUACAUUAUUUACUAUGUUUGACUCCACAGAACUUCUGUCCAGACAUUUUGCGAGUGAGACCCUUUUUCUCAGGGUCAGUACUGAACACUGAAGUUAAACUUGUGAUCUCCAUAAAUGCUA